UGCAAAUCUUGUUACUGAAAACAAUCUACUGAGUAAAGUAUUUACUUUGAACCAUGGGUGAUAAGGACGAUGUUGAUAGUCGGUUAGAAUUUCUCAGCGAAUAUCUUUUAAGGACACUUAAGCAAAAAAUUGAAAAAUGGAACAAGUUCAUAACAGGAGAGGAGAGGCAUCUACUGUACAAGUUCUUCGACAAUCCGAAAUACGAGAUUCUCGUGUUUCGAAUGAACACGGCCGGCCUGCUGACUUGUUCGUUUUCCUUCCCGCCUCAAAAUAGAGGGAAAAUGGUUUACUUUCUACGCAAUAUAGACGACAAAAUAACGCAGGCUAACUUUCGAAAGUGUCUAACAAUAGGAGAAAUAUCAGGAAAUGUCCUGAUGGAUUUGAGCGUUAUGGCUGACGAGGUGAUCGGGCCCCUACUGUGUAACCCAGAUAAUCAGAAGGGCUGGCCGAAGAUAGUCAAAAACGAUAUGAAGAGGCACGUCAAUGAUCUAAGGAGUUUAAUGCACCAACUAAAAGGAGAAAUGGCCAGUCAGAUAAUGCUUCCGAUGCCGGAAGGUGUGGAAACUAUUUAUCACGCUGAAGCAAGACUAAAAGAAACUGAUUCAGAAAGCGUAGAUCUUCAGUUGAAGACAAAUAUAGAAGGAGCUAUAAUAAAGUGGGCACAACAGGUCCAUGAUCUAUUGCAAGAAGAUUCUUAUUUAGCGUUUAAAAGAACAAAGUUUCCACUGCCUAUCGCCGAUAUAGAAUUCUACACAGCCAGAUUGCGUAACCUCGAAGGGAUUUAUUCGCAAUUACGGGACCCUCGAGUUAAGCGAAUGGCAAAUUACCUCGAGGCAACCCGAAGUGUUUACUUUAAUUGCUUCAAAUCUAUGCUCACAAAUGUGGUAGCUGCUAUUAUAGAAUGCCGAAACAUUUACGUGUACCAAAAGCCGUUGAUACAGCACUUCGAAAAUUUUGAAGGCACUGAUUUCUCUGAUGCUAAGCCUCUUAUUAGACCCAUGUUUCACUGCAUCGGUUUGCUUUGGGGAAACUCCCGAUACUUUUGUAGUGUCGAAAAGUUAAUACCACUAUUACGGGAAGUGUGCAAUCUGGUUAUCCAGCAGUGCACAAACUCCAUCGAUCCGCCCUCAAUAUUCCAAGGAGAUGCUGACGAGCAGUUGUUGAAAUUGAGGAAGGCUAUGGGAAUAUUGAACCAUUUUAUCGAAACUUACGAAUUAAAUCGCGACAAAGUUCACACAUUCUUUCCUGCGGGCGUGAUGGCCGUGCGCUGGUCUUUCGACUUCAAUCGUGUAUUUAUGCGCUUUAACAUCUAUAUGCAAAGGCUGAAAAUGAUUGAGGACAUUGUAGCGGCAACUGUUGAAGUUCUGAAGUUGGAAAAGGUCGAGUUUUCCGGACUUAGAGGCAAAACUUUGAGUACGGAAUGUUUGAAGGUGUUGGAAGAAUACACGAUAAUAUAUCAGCAGCUUGGUAACAUUGUGUACGAUCCAGCAGAUCCCGAAGAUAACAGAUUUUUAUCAGAUUACGACAAACACAUGCAUGUGCUCGAGGAUGUCGAUAGAAAACUGGCUUCCCUUUUCUCGCAGGGUUUGGAUGAGUGUAAUGAUUUGGAACACUUUUUCAAAUUUUUCCAAAUAAUUGGUGAUUUGUUCCAUCGACCUAUCAUUAAAGCGGAGUUAAAACCCAAGGUGGCUAAAGUGCUCACUUUCAUGCACACAAAUUUGGACCAAGUAAAGGAAAUAUUUGACGAAGAAAUGGCGAAAAUAAAUCCAAAAGGUGGAGAGAGGCCAAUGGUUGAUCCGUAUUUGCCGCCAGUAAGCGGCAUGCUCUGGUGGAUUUAUAAACAACGGUCAAGAUUGCAGCUUCCAAUGGAGGAUUUCAUUUUAUUUGAAGACCCUAUCACAGAGUGCGAAAAUGCCGUAUACCUUAAACAGAAGCACAACGAAAUGCUGGGCUACCUGAAUCAAGUUGAAGAUAGACAGUUUAAGCAGUGGAGUGCAACGGUGCCCACCAUCUGUAAAACUUAUCUUGCUAAGAACCUUAUAUACAGAGAUCCGCCGUUCGUCCGGAAUAAUUUUAGUCCUGAGCUGGUGAUGCUGUUGCGAGAAAUACGUUACAUGAAGUACUUGGAUAAGCAAGGCAUACCACCAGAUGGCUUAGAAUUGUACGCAAGAAAUGAAAAAUUACAGUAUGACAUGAAUCGUCUUAAUCGUGCCAUAUCUUGGUAUAAUGCAAUACGAGAGGGCAGUCAUGAAACUGAAGUCGCGCUAAUAGAAAAAGAAAUAUCAGCAAUUGAUGAUCUCCUUGGAAGGGGCGUUGAGGAACUAACUUGGAACGAUGAUUUCACAGAAUGGAUGGCUGAAGUGUACGCAGCCAUUAACACGCUUCAAGAACGAGUUCUGACAGCCCAGAAUAAUGUUCGGACCGGUCUAACAAAUAUCUCGGCGUGGGGUGAUAAACCAUUGCAUAAUCGUAAAGAAAACCCGGAAAAAUUAGAACUCCUGGCUGUGAAUGAACGACAUUCCAGAUUUGCUAUACGGAGUAAGAAGAUCCUAGAGAGUCAUGCAGAGUUUCAACAUAUAUUGAUAAAUAAUUACAAGUUGUUUUUCAACAUCCAAGAGGAGGAAGAGUCUGACGUAGAAGAGAAAGAACUCGAAGAAGUGGACGAAGCAACUCUUGAUGAAGACGAGAAACUAGCGAGAAGACAAAAAAUCCAGCAAAUGAUGGAAGAUAGAGAAGCAAAGCGAUUAGCUAAAGAGCAGAGGGAGAUAGAGAAAGCCGAGUUAGAACGAAUUAAGUUCGAAAGAAGAGAGAAGCGAAGGAUUAAAAGAGAUGCUAAGGAAGCUGCGAAAAAAGAGCGUCAGGCACUAAGAGAAGCAGGUGAGGAAGUAGACUCACCCGCAGAGGAAGAAGAAGAAGAACUAGAUCCCGAAGAGCUAGCAGAUAUUGAGGACGAGCGACGUGAGAUGGAAGCAGAAGCCUUCCGCGCUGAACGAUGGCCUGCUUACGUGAAAUACGUUGAUUCGCUGGUAUCAGUGCAAAUAAUGAAAGCAGUACAAUCUAGUCUAGAUCUUUUUGAAAAACAAACUGAUUUGGAGAAGGGACCGAGGGUGGCUUUUAUGGAUGUUAUUGCUGAACUCAGGGAUCCCGAUAUAUAUUUCUCCCCAUCACUGGAUGUUGACGAUAGCGGUGGUCUGUAUGAUACACUGAAAGAAAUGAUGAAGGAUAUGUUCCUACAAGCAACACUGUUCCCAAGAAUUGAUCCAAUCGUGCCCCUCGAUAGUUACGAAGAUGAUAUAAAAAAAGAGGAUGCAAUGAUAGAUCUCUACCACGAUAUAUUAAAACGGGUUGAAAAUAGUAUUAAUGAUGUGGUACAAUAUGCCUCGAAAUACGAGAAAUACGCACAACUAUGGCUAGAGGACAGACAGGAAGUAUUGACUGGUUUUAUGAAGUAUGGACGCGUGAUUCCACCCGAGGAGUUCGACAAAUAUCACUACGAAAAUGGCUGUGAUCCGCCUGAAGUUAAACCUAAACUAGAACAAUACCAACACGAGAUCGACAAAUACAAUACGCUAUACAAUGAGCUGUCAGGCUUACCUAGUGAGUAUCUUUGCAACGGUUGGUUAAAACUUGACUUGAAGCGACUCAACCAGGCGAUUAUGAACAUCAUAUGCAAGUGGAGUAACCUCUACAAACAAAAUCUUAAGGAUCAUGUGCAGAUGAGCCUCGAUGAUUUAGAGAAAUUCAUUUUAUACGCUACCAAAGAAUUAACGGUUGAGUUGCCAGAGGACGAUUAUGAAGGUCUACUAAAAGUGAUGGGCGUACUCAAUGAAGUUAGAGCUAAAGUGGACACUGGUACCGAAAUGAUGUUUGAGCCUCUGAGGGACAUUAUUUACAUUCUCAAGGAAUAUGGCGUUGAAUUCCCCGACGAGACUUAUGAACAGCUGGAUAUACUGCCAGAGAAGUGGCGUAAUCUCGUGAAGUUGGCGACAGUGAUGAAGAACGAGGUGGCACCGAUGCAGGCUGCACAAGCUGCCCUCAUCGCCAAACGCGUCGCAUUAAUCAGUCUGCGCAUCGCUAUGUACAGGGAGCAGUUUGGGUUCAAGGAUCUGUUCUACGAAAGAUGCAAGGAGCCUUACAGGCAAAUAGACAAAACCCAUCGAGAGCUCUUACAAUUUGAAGAUGUAGUGAAAACUUUGAAGAAAUCUAGCAGUUUGUUUGACAUACAACCACCUGAUGAGAAGAAUCUUAAGCAAUGUCGACGUGAACUAAAACUUGCGAAACAACUUUGGGAUUACUAUAAUCUCGUUAUGGGUACGAUAGAAUUCUGGAAGAAAUCUCCAUGGAAGAAGAUCGAUGCUGAUGGCAUGGACCAGGAGUGCAAACGUUUUACAAAAGAUCUCCGACAAUUGGAUAAGGAAAUGAGAACAUGGGAGCCAUAUCUUACCAUAGAAGCAACAAUAAAGAAUUUGAUGACUUCAUUGCGUGCAGUGACUGAUCUGCAGAAUCCUGCCAUAAAAGACAGACAUUGGGUUGAGUUGAUGAUGGCAACAAAGGUAAAGUUCAAUAUUACUGAUGAUACAACACUAGCAGAUUUAUUAGCAUUGAAUCUCCACAAAUUCGAGGAAGAAGUCAAGACUAUUGUCGAUAAAUCUGUUAAGGAGGCGGCAAUGGAUAAAACUCUCAAGGAAUUGGAGGCAACAUGGGCUGUAAUGGAAUUUGAAUAUACAACCCACGAUAGAACUGGUGCUAAGCUGCCCAAAGCGAGCGAAGAACUAGUUGAGACCCUUGAGGACAAUCAGAACCAAGUCCAAAACAUGAUGUCAUCUAAGUUUAUCGCCUUCUACGAGGAAGAAGUGACAGCCUGGCAAAAGAAGCUUGGCACCGCAGACGCCGUUAUCGCGAUAUGGUUCGAAGUUCAACGCAAAUGGCAAUACCUGGAGAGUAUCUUUGUAGGCUCUGAUGAUAUUCGCUCUCAAUUGCCUGAAGACUCCAGAAGAUUUGAUAAUGUUGAUAAGACUUUUAAGGAACUGUUAAAAGACAUAGGAAAUACGCCAAAUGUCAUUCAAGCUACAAAUAAACCUGGACUGCUGGACAAGUUAGAAGAUCUAAUGGCAGCACUAAAUCUGUGUGAGAAGGCUCUCAAUGAUUAUUUGGAGACGAAACGCUUGGCGUACCCACGGUUUUACUUCGUGUCCUCGGCUGAUUUACUCGACAUUUUGUCUAAUGGAAAUAAUCCGCCAGCAGUAUGUCGGCAUUUGUCUAAAUUGUACGACAACUUAGCUAAAUUAGUGUUCGUUAAGCCGGGAAGCAAACAUGCCUUUGAGAUGAUAUCUAAAGAGAAUGAAGAACAUGUGCCGUUUAAGGCUCCGUGUUGCGAUUGUUCCGGUAAGGUCGAAUCGUGGCUAAACCGAGUGACAGAUUGCAUGCGAUACACACUCCGCGAUAUAUUCGAGCACAGCGUAAAGUCUUACGAGGACAAACCUCGUGACGAAUGGGUGUUCGAUUGGCCAGCUCAGCCUGCGCUGGUUGGUACACAGAUCUGGUGGACUACGGAGACUAAUCAAGCUUUUGAAAAACUUGAAGAGGGUUAUGAAGGUGCCCUCAAAGAUUACCAGAAGAAACAAAUUGCACAGCUCAAUGCGUUAAUUGUUUUACUACUGGGCGAUUUGACUGUCGGUGAUAGGCAGAAGAUUAUGACUAUUUGUACCAUCGAUGUACAUUCAAGAGACGUCGUGGCAAAGCUAAUUGUCGCUAAAGUGGAAACGAGUGCAGCUUUCCAAUGGCAGAGUCAGUUGAGGCAUCGAUGGGAUCUUAAGGCGAACAAUUGUUUUGCAAAUAUUUGCGACGCUCAAUUCCUCUACGAUUAUGAAUACUUGGGGAACACACCGCGUCUCGUAAUCACUCCAUUGACAGACAGAUGCUAUAUAACGCUAACACAGAGUCUCCAUUUGGUUAUGGGCGGAGCUCCCGCUGGACCAGCUGGUACUGGUAAAACGGAAACUACGAAGGAUCUGGGAAGGGCUUUGGGUAUAAUGGUCUAUGUGUUUAACUGCUCCGAACAGAUGGACUACAAGUCUUGCGGAAAUAUUUACAAGGGACUUGCUCAAACUGGCGCAUGGGGUUGCUUUGAUGAGUUCAAUAGAAUAUCUGUUGAAGUGUUAUCUGUCGUGUCAGUUCAAGUUAAGAGUGUCCUUGACGCUAUUAAGGCUAAGAAGAAGAAGUUUGAUUUUAUGGGAGAAUUUAUUUCUCUCAUUCCAACAAUCGGUAUGUUCAUCACCAUGAAUCCCGGAUACGCAGGGAGAACAGAGUUACCUGAAAACUUAAAGGCUCUUUUCAGACCAUGUGCAAUGGUAGUGCCAGAUUUCGAAUUGAUUUGUGAAAUCAUGUUGGUAGCAGAAGGCUUCCAGGAUGCCCGUCUCCUGGCGCGAAAGUUCAUUACGCUUUACACUCUAUGUAAGGAACUGCUGUCCAAGCAAGAUCAUUAUGAUUGGGGUUUGAGAGCGAUCAAAUCUGUACUCGUCGUGGCUGGCUCUUUAAAGAGAGGAGAUCGUUUGAGACCAGAAGAUCAAGUGUUGAUGAGAGCCUUGAGAGAUUUCAACAUCCCCAAAAUAGUAACAGAUGAUACGCCAGUGUUUAUGGGUUUGAUCGGUGAUUUGUUCCCUGCCCUGGACGUACCGAGGAAGCGAGAUUUCGAUUUUGAAAAGCGACUUGUAGAAGGCGCUAUAUCUAUGAAACUUCAGCCCGAACCAGGUUUCAUUUUAAAGAUGGUACAGCUAGUGGAAUUAUUCGCCGUACGUCACUCUGUAUUUAUUGAUGGUUUCGCGGGCACCGGGAAAUCCAUGGUCUGGCAGUGCCUCAACAAAACGUACCAAAUGUUGAAAAUGAAACCGUACUAUAACGACCUUGAUCCGAAAGCAGUUACCAAUGACGAGUUAUUUGGUAUUAUUAACCCAGCAACUAGGGAAUGGAAGGACGGACUGUUUUCAACAAUAAUGCGGGAUAUGGCAAAUAUGCCAGGCGAUGGUCCUAAGUGGAUAGUGCUUGAUGGGGAUAUUGAUCCAAUGUGGAUCGAGAGCUUGAACACUUUGAUGGAUGACAAUAAGGUACUAACGUUAGCCAGUAAUGAACGUAUAGCCUUAACUAAAUCAAUGAGAUUACUGUUUGAGAUAGCUACACUUAGAACUGCUACGCCUGCUACAGUGUCUCGUGCUGGAAUCUUGUAUAUAAAUCCUCAAGAUUUAGGAUGGAAUCCAUUUGUUGCAUCAUGGAUUGAUACAACUCGUGAUGAUGAAUCAGAAAAGGCAAUGCUAACAGUUAUGUUCGACAAGUACAUUCCAUCCCUAUUGGAAUCUUGUAAAAAGUAUAAACGAAUAACGCCACUGAGCGAAUUGCAACAGAUACAGCUGACGUGCUAUUUGUUGGAGUGCUUCCUUAAUAAAAAUUUACUACCCAGUGAUUGUCCAAAGGAAUGGUAUGAGACCUACUUCGUCUUUUGCGUUGUCUGGGGCUUUGGGUCAGGGCUCUUCCAGGAUCAACUAGUCGAUUGGCGAAAUGAGUUUAGCAAAUGGUUCUGCAAUGAGUUUAAACAAAUAAAGUUUCCAUCGACCGGAAAUGUCUUUGGUUUUUUCAUAGAUCCAGAAACCAAAAAGUUUUUGCCGUGGGCUGAAAGGGUUGAGGCUUUUGAACUAGACCCAGAUAUACCACUUCAGUCAUGUCUAGUAUCAACGUCUGAGACAACUCGAAUCCGAUUCUUCAUGGACUUGCUGAUCGCUAAGCAGAAACCAGUGAUGCUUGUGGGCAGUGCCGGUAGCGGCAAAACGGUCAGCGUAGCGGCUAAACUCAACUCCCUGUCCGAUAACUACGCCAUAACCAAUGUACCUCUGAACUUUUACACUACUUCAGAAAUGAUCCAAAAGGUUUUGGAGAAACCGUUAGAAAAGAAGUCGGGACGCAGCUUCGGGCCACCAGGCAGCAAGUUUAUGAUUUACUUCGUGGACGAUUUGAACAUGCCCGAAGUAGAUACUUACGGGACGGUUCAGCCACAUACACUCAUCAGGCAGUUCAUGGAUUAUCACCAUUGGUACGACAGACAGAAGUUAACCCUAAAAGAAAUAGCGAAUUGCAUGUUUGUUUCGUGCAUGAAUCCGACGGCCGGAUCCUUCACUAUCGAUCCGAGAUUGCAACGACACUUCUCUACUUUCGCUGUCAGUUUCCCAGGCCUAGAUGCUUGCUUCCAUAUCUACAAGCAGAUUCUGUACCAACAUCUGGCCAAUCCGGCCAACAAGUUCAACGUCCAGGUGCAACGCUACGCAGAACCGCUGGUCAACUGUGCGCUGGCUCUCCACUCCAAACUAGCUUCCACUUUCCUGCCAACCGCCAUUAAGUUCCACUACAUAUUCAACUUGAGGGAUUUGUCUAAUAUAUUCCAGGGAAUAUUGUUCACCACGGGCGAUGCUGUAAAGUUGUCAUCAGAACUGAUAAGGUUGUGGCUACACGAGGCAACUCGCGUGUACUCCGACAAACUAGUUGACUCCGCCGAUAAUGACAUCUUCGCCAAACUCAUCGCUGACACCAUCAAAAAGAAUUGUGAAGAGUUCGACGAAAACAUAGUAUUUGAGAAGCCAUUGAUUUAUUGUCAUUUCGCUGAGGGUAUCGGAGACCCGAAAUACUUCCCGAUAAAAGAUUGGGCACAAAUUAAAAAACUGCUUGACGAAUCUCUUUCGUCUUAUAACGAUCUUGUUGCUUCGAUGAAUCUAGUGCUUUUCGAGGAUGCUAUGUAUCAUAUUUGCAGAAUAAAUCGUAUCCUGGAAGCACCACGUGGUAACGCACUGCUAGUGGGCGUGGGAGGUUCUGGAAAGCAGUCACUGUCUCGACUAUCAGCGUUCAUCUCCUCUCUUGAAGUAUUUCAGAUACAAUUGCGCAAGGGAUACAGUAUAAACGACCUCAAAGUUGAUCUUGCGGCGCUGAACAUUAAGGCGGGUCUGAAAAACAUCGGAAGCAUGUUUCUAAUGACAGAUGGUCAAGUUGCUGAAGAGAGGUUCCUCGUCCUCAUCAAUGAUUUACUAGCAUCCGGUGAAAUACCCGAACUGUUCGCUGAUGAUGAGAUCGAGAAUAUUAUUAACGGUGUCAGAGGAGAGACCAAAGCUUCUGGUGUGCAAGAUACACGCGAAAAUUGCUGGAGGUUCUACAUUAAUAGAGUUCGGACAAUGUUAAAGGUCGUGCUAUGUUUCUCUCCUGUGGGUGCAACACUUAGAGUGCGUGCGCGAAAAUUCCCCUCAAUCGUCAACUGCACCGCCAUCAACUGGUUCCACGAGUGGCCGCAGGAGGCUCUGCGCUCCGUAUCUAAGAGAUUCAUCGCUGAAGUCGAGGCUUUACCGCCACACCUGAUAGAGCCAGUCGCGGCGUUCAUGUCACACGUACAUCAAAGUGUGAAUCAAAUGUCAGCAGUGUACUUUACAAACGAGCGUCGGUACAAUUACACGACGCCAAAAACUUUCCUAGAACAGAUUUCCUUAUAUUCGAGGCUGUUGACUGAGAAGACCAAGAAUUUAAAGAUGAUGAUAUUUAGACUUGAAAAUGGUCUCGAGAAACUGGCGUCCUGCGCUGCCGAUGUAGCUGUUCUAAAGGUAACACUUGCCGAGCAAGAAAUAAUAUUGAAGGUUAAAAAUAAAGCAGCUGAAGAACUUAUUGAAGUAGUGGGUGCUGAGAGUGAAAAAGUGUCAAAAGAAAAAGCUUUCGCUGCGGAAGAGGAGAAGAAAGUAAAAGUUAUAGAAGAGGAUGUAACAAUAAAAGCGAAGAUUUGCGCCGACGACUUGGCCAAGGCCGAGCCAGCGUUGAUCGCAGCCCAGGAGGCUUUGAAUACAUUAAAUAAGAACAAUUUGACUGAACUGAAGUCCUUUGGUUCGCCACCUGACGCUGUAGUUAAUGUAACAGCUGCCGUACUCGUACUGUUUUCAAAGAAAGGCAAAAUACCCAAGGACAGGUCGUGGAAAGCUUGUAAGCUUAUGAUGGCUAAGGUCGAUCAAUUUCUAUACGAUCUCGUUUACUACGACAAAGAAAACAUUCAUCCAGAUGUUAUCAAGGCCGUAAUGCCGUACAUAAAGAACCCUGAAUUCAAUGCGGAGUUCAUAAUGUCCAAGUCAGCUGCGGCCGCCGGGCUUUGUUCCUGGGUUAUAAACAUCGUGAAGUUCUACGAUGUGUACGUGGUCGUAGAGCCCAAACGGAGGGCUCUCAAUGCUGCCAACGCUGAGCUACAAGCUGCCAGGGACAAGCUCUCAUUCCUCACUGAUCAGAUUCACGAACUCGAAGAGAAACUGGAAGAGUUGCUAAAAGCUUUCCAAGAAGCCGUCAACGAGAAAAUUAAAUGCCAAGCGGAGGCUGAUGCCACAAACGCAACUAUUGAUCUAGCUAACAGAUUAGUCAAUGGCUUAGCAUCAGAGAAAAUAAGGUGGUCAGCAACAGUGGUGAAUCUAAAGGAAUCUGGUGUAUUGUUGCCGGGAGAUGUUUUGCUCGUGACAGCUUUCAUCUCUUACGUCGGUUGCUUUACACGUCGCUACCGAUUGCUGCUAAUGGAUGAGGAUUGGGUUCCUACGCUUCAUAAGACAGAUCCUAAAAUCGAAACAACUGAAGGUCUGGAGCCUUUGACGAUGUUAACAGACGAUGCACAAGUGGCGACUUGGAAUAACGAGGGGCUGCCCAGCGAUAACAUGAGUACGGAGAACGCAACCAUACUUACGAAUUCAGCAAGAUGGCCGCUCAUGAUUGAUCCGCAACUGCAAGGAAUAAAAUGGAUAAAGUCCCGAUACGGCGACGCACUUGUAGUAAUCAGAUUAACACAGCGGAACUAUCUGGAUCGUAUAGAGCGUGCUGUUAGCAAUGGUGAUGUUGUACUGCUUGAAAACAUAGGGGAGUCAGUCGAUGCUGUACUUGAACCAUUGCUUGGACGCGUGCUUAUUCGCAAAGGACGAGUGCUAAAGAUUGGUGACAGAGAAAUAGAUUAUCAUGUGAAUUUUAGACUUGUGCUUCAAACAAAACUAGCAAAUCCUCACUAUCAGCCUGAAAUGCAAGCGCAAUGUACAUUAAUAAACUUUACUGUGACAAGAGAUGGUCUGGAAGAACAGUUAUUAGGAGAAGUAGUCAAAGCGGAAAGACCCGAUCUUGAAGCCCUUCGUGCUGGUUUGACGAAACAGCAAAACGAUUUCAAAAUCACAUUAAAAAGUUUAGAAGAUGAUUUGUUAAAGCGCUUGUCAUCGGCUGGACCUGAUAUCCUCAGCGAUUCAGCUUUAGUGAUAAAUUUAGAAACGACUAAGAAAACAGCUGCAGACAUUGAAAUAAAAGUAGAGGAAGGAAAGGUUACUGCGGUUAAGAUUGAUGAAGCACGUGAAAGAUAUAGACGCGCUGCGACUCGUGCUUCCAUGCUGUAUUUCAUCUUAAACGACCUGUGUAAGAUAAACCCGAUGUACCAGUUCUCUCUUAAAGCAUACAGUGUUGUAUUCAAAGAUGCGCUAAAUAGGGCUCAAGCUGCCGAUGAGCUGGACGCCAGAGUUGCUAAUCUUUUGGAUAGUAUUACUUUUGCUGUGUUUGUGUAUACCAGUAGAGGAUUGUUUGAGAGAGAUAAACUCGUAUUCUUAUUCCUUAUCACGCUGCAGGUAUUGCAAACAGAAGGGAAAGUAGAUCCGAGAGAGCUAGAUUUCCUGCUUAAGUAUGCUGUAGCACCAGCGAGCUCUCCUUACUCGUGGCUAUCAAAUAACGCAUGGGGUGGUAUUAUUGCGCUCUCAAAAAUGGACGCAUUCGAAAACCUUGAUAAGGACAUCGAAGGAGCAACAAAAAGGUGGCAAAAGUAUACAGACGGUGAGGCUCCCGAGCGAGACAAACUGCCGGGCGAAUGGAAGAAUAAGUCGUCCCUGCAACGACUCUGCAUACUGCGUGCGCUCAGACCUGAUCGAAUGUCUUAUGCAUCUGGAGCAUUCUGUGAAGAAAAUCUUGGAACAAAAUACGUUGAGGCAAGGACUCCGCCGCUGGAGAAGUCAUUCGAGGAAAGUACGUGUACAACGCCUAUGUUCUUCAUCCUAUCGCCAGGAGUAGAUCCGUUAAAGGAUGUUGAAAAAUUGGGUCGCAAACUGGGUUUUUCAACGGACAAAAGAAAUUUCCACAUUGUGUCGCUUGGCCAAGGUCAAGAGGUGGUGGCCGAGGAAGCCAUGGGCGUAUCUGCGGUGAAUGGCGACUGGGUCAUCUUGCAAAACGUACAUUUAGUGGCGAAGUGGCUGGCAACCCUGGAAAAGAAGAUGGAGGAGACCUUUGAAAACCCUCUUCCGGGCUAUAGGCUCUUCCUUAGCGCAGAACCGGCAGCUGAUGCCGCUUACCACAUCAUCCCCCAAGGGAUUUUGGAAUCUGCAAUCAAAAUAACAAAUGAGCCCCCCAUUGGAAUGUGGGCAAACUUGCAUAAGGCUUUAGAUAACUUCAGUCAAGAGACGCUUGAAAUGUGCAGUAAGGAAGCGGAGUUCAAGGCUGUAUUAUUUGCCUUAUGCUAUUUCCACGCUGUGGUCGCCGAACGACGUAAAUUCGGCCCGCAAGGCUGGAAUCGAGUGUAUCCAUUCAACUUCGGCGACUUGACAAUAUGCGUGUACGUCCUGUUCAACUAUCUGGAGGCCAAUCCUCGAGUACCUUGGGAGGAUCUCAGGUAUCUGUUCGGCGAGAUCAUGUACGGCGGUCACAUCACCGAUGACUGGGACAGGAGACUGUGCCGAACUUUCCUACUUGAGUACAUGCAGGCAGAACUAGUUGAUGGGGAAUUGACUCUUGCACAAGGAUUCAUUUCACCACCGAAUUCGGACUACGUGGGAUACCACCAGUAUAUUGAUGACUUCUUACCUGAUGAGACGCCGUAUCUCUAUGGACUACAUCCUAAUGCAGAGAUAGGCUAUCUGACCACGGUGUCUGAACGUCUAUUUAAGGUUGUGUUUGAGAUGCAACCACGUGAUGCCGGAGCUCAAGCAGGCGGUGGAGCUAGCAAGGAGGAAAUGGUGCGAUACAUUUUGGACGAUAUCAUGGAUAGGGUGCCAGAACCGUUCAAUCUUCAAGAGCUGAUGGGGAAGGUUGAGGAGCUAACCCCGUACACUAUCGUAGCGUUGCAAGAGUGCGAGCGGAUGAACAGACUCAUGGGGGAGAUCAGACGAUCUUUGAAGGAAUUAGAGCUGGGUUUGAAGGGCGAGUUAACAAUCAGCAGUGACAUGGAAAAAUUAAUGGAAUCGCUGUUCAUGGACAAAGUGCCGGACUCCUGGACUAAACUGGCCUAUCCCAGUUUGCUGGGCCUCGCAGCGUGGUUCUCAGAUCUGUGUUUACGUCUUGUUGAACUCGAAAACUGGUCCGGUGACUUUAAUCUACCACCAGCGGUAUGGCUGGCCGGUUUCUUCAACCCGCAGUCAUUCCUCACGGCCAUCAUGCAACAGACGGCGCGUAAGAACGAGUGGCCGCUAGACAAGAUGUGUCUCAACUGUGACGUCACCAAAAAGAACAGAGGAGACUUCAACGCGCCUCCUCGAGAAGGCGCAAAUAUCCACGGUUUAUACAUGGAAGGGGCGCGCUGGGACACCGCUACGGGGGGCAUUGUCGAAUCUUACAUGAUGGAGCUGUUCCCAAUGAUGCCUGUCAUCUAUAUCAAGGCCGUCACUCAGGAUAAACAGGACACGCGCAAUGUUUAUGAGUGCCCAGUAUACAAAGUGCGAAUGCGUGGCCCCACUUUCGUGUGGACGUUUAAUCUGAAGACGAAGGAUAAACCAACUCGGUGGACUCUUGCCGGCGUCGCUUUGCUACUGGGCGUGUAGAAAGAAGCAUUGAUACCUACGAGUGCUACUAUUACGACUAUACGACUGACUAAUGCUACUUAUUUUGUUGCUUUGAUUGUUUUGAUGCUUUAUUUCAUUUCACUUUUUGUGGUGAAAGUAAAUAUAUGACAACGCCUAUAAUUCCCUAAUAAUUUGGCUUUGACUCUUCACGAGAGUCUAUGAUGAAUAGUAAUGAUUAAUUACUGCAUGUAUGUGCUUUUCUACUUAGUCUGUAACUUACUCCUAGUUUAUUAUUUAUGGUUAUCA
Messenger RNA from Pararge aegeria (speckled wood butterfly), 14090 nucleotides. Its product is annotated as dynein beta chain, ciliary-like. The transcript is spliced from 82 exons. Gene Ontology annotation, molecular function: ATP binding; dynein intermediate chain binding; dynein light intermediate chain binding. The coding region runs from base 54 to 13823 and encodes 4589 amino acids. Lineage: Eukaryota; Metazoa; Arthropoda; Insecta; Lepidoptera; Nymphalidae. Gene Ontology annotation, biological process: microtubule-based movement. Gene Ontology annotation, cellular component: dynein complex. The record is from RefSeq and is a predicted model, not a curated record.